Molecule: messenger RNA, 757 nt
Organism: Manis javanica (Malayan pangolin)
Lineage: Eukaryota; Metazoa; Chordata; Mammalia; Pholidota; Manidae
Source: RefSeq, a predicted model, not a curated record
UACCUUGGCUCCUCACAGCCCUACAGACCCCAUGCCCCGGGCCCCAGCCGUGUGGAUUGAAACCACGGCCUAUGGCCUGCUGCAUCUGCUGCUUUGGGAGGGCAAGGCAGAGAUGGCUGACCAGGCUGCAACCUGGCUCACCCACCAGGGCAGUUUCCAGGGGGGAUUCCGCAGCACCCAGGACACGGUGAUGGCCCUGGAUGCUCUGUCUGCAUACUGGAUCGCUUCCCACACCACUGAGGAGAGGGAGCUCAAUGUGACUCUCAGCUCCGUGGGCCGCAAUGGGCUCAAGUCUCACAUGCUGCAGCUGAACAACCACCAAAUUCGGGGGCUGGAGGAGGAGCUACAGUUUUCCUUGGGGAGCAAGAUUAAUGUGAAGGUAGGAGGAAACAGCAAAGGAACCCUGAAGGUGAGAGCCGGUGUGCUGGCUCCCUGGGCCCAGCAGGGAGGCAUCCUGAUGGGAGGCUGUGAGCAGAACUGGGGGUCAGGGGAGGAGGACUCCCCAGGGCUGGCGUCCUGUGCUCUGUCUGGGCUGCUUUCCCCUCCCUCUGGUCGGUGCCUCGUCCCUCUCAGUGCUGAUGGCGUACAGUCCCAUUAUAUCAACCCAGGCCUCUCCUCUGUGCCACGGACCCCAUGUGUCCCUGCCAGCACCUCACACAUACCAUGUCCCAAACCUUCCUUCCUCCUGUGUCCCUAAAGGAGCCCCUUCCCCAGAGGAGCCCAGCCACCAUUCUGGGGCCAGCUUAGUGCUCCAUUC